AUGAAUCAACCGUAUGUAGACCGUUUUAUUUCUGACCAUGCUUCUGUUAUCUGCGAUCUAUUACCAGCCAAACCAGUUAUGUCAAUCAAAAGAGUUAGUUACAGGAAAUUAAAAUGUGUGAACAUGACCUCUCUAAACCAAGAUCUGGCUGCUACUGCAUUGUGCCCGACCUGUCGUGGUGAACAAACAAAUCUGCUGCCAGAUGACGUGGAUGCGCUGACACGUGAUUACAACGAAACUCUGUCGAGCCGAACUAACUGUCAUGCACCAUUAAAGACCAAAAGUGUAAGAGCGAGAGCAUCGGCGCCCUGGUACAACGGUGAAAUCAAUGCUGCAAAACGACUUCGCAGAAAGGCCGAAAGAAUUUGGCGCAAGAGGAAAUUAUUGUCUGACUUUAAUCAGUUUAAGGUUACACGAAAUCGAGUGACAUACCUUAUGAAUGAAGCGAGAAGAACGUUUUACACUAACUUCAUAAAAAAAAAUAGUCACAACCAAGAAAAACUGUUUAGAGCCGUAAAUAAGUUGUUGGUAGUGAAGGACGAGCUGUGUUUCCCGAAUUAUCACAACAAUACGGCCCUGGCUACAGAUAUUCAAAAUUCUUUGUGCGAAAGAUCUCAAGAAUAAGGUCUGACAUUGAUGCUAUGGUCGUUGACUCCUCUGUAAGUGAUUUAGUGCCAGAUGAUCGGGUAGUGAAUAAAGACAUAGCAUUGAAUUCUUUUCGGUGUUUAACUGAAAAUGAAGUCCAAGAUCUCAUCCAGGCGUCAGCAAAAAAGUCAUGUGCGCUAGAUCCUAUGCCUACGUCUUUGGUUAUCCGUUUAACCCCAUUACGUCCUGUGAUUACACAUAUCAUCAACUCCUCACUGCUCACUGGCCAUUUCCCUGACAAAUGGAAGGAAGCACUUGUCAAACCUCUUAUCAAGAAAAAGGGACCCGAUGCUUUGUUCACUAACCUUCGACCCAUCAGCAACUUACAGUAUAUUUCUAAGUUGACCGAAAGGGCAGUCUAUGACCAAACCUACCACCAUAUGAUGACUCACGAACUUUUCCUUCUACUCCAAUCUGCAUUUAGAAAGGGUCAUAGUACAGAGACAGCGCUUCUGAGAGUGCAGAAUGAUAUUUUAAUGAACAUAGAUCGACAGCAGGUGACUCUUCUUGUGCUCCUUGAUCUCAGCGCGGCUUUUGACACCGUGGAUCGUGGAAUUCUUUUGCAUCGUAUGGAAACCUCUUUGGGUAUAACUGGUACUGUUCUGGACAGGUUUAUAUCGUAUCUUACAAACAGGUCUCAACGUGUUGUGUUUGGUGAGGGACAGUCGAAAAGUUUUCAGCUUCCAUAUAGCGUGCCACAGGGUUCCUGCCUAGGCCCCUUGUUGUUUACUGUUUACUCUAGUAAGCUGUUUGACAUAAUUAAGAAAUAUCUACCAACAGUACAGGCAUUUGCGGAUGAUACACAGCUUUACUUGUCAUUUCAACCAAACAGCAGAACAAGUGAGGCGGAGGCAAUCGAGGCGAUGGAGUUGUGUAUAAAGGCUCUUCGGGCAUGGAUGAUCACAGAUAAGAUGAAACUGAACGACGACAAGACAGAGUUCAUGUUGUUGGGUAACCACCAGCUGCUUAGUAAAGUAUGCAUCGAGAAGUUGUUUGUUGGUGACGUCACCGUGACCCCAGUUUCUGUUUCUAGGAAUUUGGGA
Molecule: messenger RNA, 1688 nt
Organism: Paramuricea clavata
Lineage: Eukaryota; Metazoa; Cnidaria; Anthozoa; Malacalcyonacea; Plexauridae
Source: the annotation of a GenBank genome assembly